GUCUUUCAAAAGAAAAGACUAACGUAUAGUCAUUUUAUUCUUUGCCUUUUGAAGAUAGAAAAAUCAAACCAAAAUGACAAAUUUCGGCGUGUCAAAUAGAAAGUCAAAAAGUUCCGCGCACGUUGCGCACGUGUUCAUAAAAGGAACUGAGGUGAAGAAUUAGGUUUAGGUGGUUUAAUUUGAACGUACGUGUACAUUUUCCGUUAAUUCAUCAUAAAUAUUAAUCAAUAAAACAUCAGCAACAUUGUACACAAUGUAAAACUUAGAGUUACCGUUAAGCUAUGUCGAGAGAAGGUUAUAGCCCAGAAAAGAAAGAAAGUGACAACAAGGCUGUUUUAGAGCGAUUACAGUCUUAUUUGAAAGACAAGAAAAACACUGACGUUUCCGACACGAGCGCCGGGUACAGCAAACCAAGUACGAGCUACGAUCCGAACACAAAUACUGUCCCGAACAUAGAAGAUAGUAGUAAUAUUUUACGCGAAGUACUGAACUACAAAAAAGCAGAAUUGCUUCGGCAACCAGACGUAACAGAGUUUUUAAAGGCAAUCACGAAAGACUUGAAGAAGUAAUGGCGGUAGCGGCUAGGAAAAGCGUCGCGUCCUUGAUGCAAAAAACUCUGGAUCGCCAAGCGGCUUUAGCUCGUACUAGAUUGAAAUUCUCCGAAAAACAAAUAGAACAGAUACUUCUUAAUUAUGCUAAAACAGGAAACAUUGGACCUUACUCGGAAUUAGUCAGAGUUUUGAGAGAUUACCCAUUAAAUGAUGAGAAUUUUCGGAUUAUUCUCGAAGAUUGUCUCUCUUGCGUUCUGAUUAUGGGACAGGAUUUCAAGCAGUUUGUAGAAGCAGUGUGCAAUGUUGAGUGGGCUAGUAGGUGUGAAAAGUUAGUCAACCUUUUCAGCACCUUCAUCAUUAGCCUAGUCACUGCACAUAUUUACCAUUGUCCGCAAGUGAUGAGCUGUCUGGUUAAGGUUUUUAAAGCUAAUGAAGAAAACUGGGAUGACACUCCACCAACAGAGAAAUUGAAUAGCUGGUCUAACAUUCAUACAAUCAUAGGACAAAUUAUCGCAAUAAUGCCGAUGACAAAUGAACUUUUAAUGGAGACUGUGAUAGAUCAAUUUCCAUAUCACAAAGCUGGUUGUAGUUCAAAUAGAUCUUUCAUAUAUAACCUUAUAUGGAUUAGCAAAUACCUACCUUCACUUACAGAGGAAAUUAUGAUGAUUAUUAUUAAUAGAAUGAUAGUAAUGGAUGGCAAUAUAGUGGAAAGUGACAAUAAAAUGAAACAGAAUGACACACUAUUUGACAUGGAUGUGGAACAACAUGAUGACAUCUCUGAAACCCUAGACUAUAGUAUGCUAGAAGUAUUGCACUGGCUACAGGAAGAAAGAGACCCUAUUUUGCACCACAUGUGCACAGCUUUUGAAAAAAUAAUACUACCAACUUACGGAAUCAGGCAUGUUCAAUUUUUACUGCUGUAUACAAUAUCAAUAAACCAACAUUGCGCUGACCGAGUUCUCAACAAUCUGUGGACAGUAGCGGCAGGGCUUCAAGGUCUAGGACCUGGUGCAUUGGCAACAAGACGAACAGCUGCCAGUCAUCUUGCAGGCCUGCUGGCUCGUUGUGUUCGAGUUCCUAACUCAAGAUUAGUACAAUUCUUGAAGACAAUGACAGAUUGGUGCCAUUCCUACAUCUCUGCAGCUCAAGAGUCCACCACUGUUACUGAUAACAUUAAAGCUCAUGGAGCCUUCCAUGCUAUAUGUCAUGCUGUGUUUUACCUAAUUGCAUUCAAACACCAGCAUCUGUUUAUGAGUAAAGAAAGCUUAAACUUUGUGGAGUCUCUUAAUCUUCCUCGGCUAGUGGCUUGCACACUGAAUCCUCUCCGCACCUGCCCACCGCAAGUGACACGAGCAUUUUCAUCGGUGACUCGAUCUCACCAAAUUGUGUAUUGUCAAGCUAUUAUUGAGAACAACGCGCGACACACGUUACAGUCUGCAGAUAUUUUGCAGUAUGAUGAAUGGUUUCCAUACGACCCUUAUCAAUUACCUAGAAGCGGUAAAAUAAUAUGGCCGCUGUGCAUCGAUUACAAAGACUGGUUAAAAGAAGGCGAUGACGAAACUCAAUACUCAAACAUGAAAAAGAAAAUGGAGGCAGACGAUGACGACUUUUUAAUGUCUGUUAGUCCAUGUUCUAAACUAGCAAGCUCACUGUCCAAUGGAGUAUUACCUGGAUUUAGAACAAGUGAAAGCAUACCAUACUAAAAUUUAUUUAUUUAUUUUUAAGGAGAAAAGUAAAAAUGUACUCUAUAAAACUUUAGAAAUAAAUGAAACUGUCUAAUUUACUUUGUAUAACUUAUUGUGAAGUUUUAGAUGCUGCUAUCCUGCAUCUAUUUAUGCUUAAAACAUGUUAUUAGUCAAUGUACAUACUUUACAUUCGUUGAUUACUCUGCCUUUUUAUUCUAUUUAAUUGCGUAUUGACUGUAAAAAAUAUAAUAAAGUAUAUUUAUGGAAUAA
Bombyx mori (domestic silkworm) is the source of this 2506-nucleotide messenger RNA. RefSeq names its product RNA polymerase I-specific transcription initiation factor RRN3 (gene Tif-IA). Gene Ontology annotation, cellular component: nucleus. Gene Ontology annotation, molecular function: RNA polymerase I general transcription initiation factor activity; RNA polymerase I core binding. The transcript is spliced from 7 exons. Bases 569 to 2254 code for a protein of 561 amino acids. Lineage: Eukaryota; Metazoa; Arthropoda; Insecta; Lepidoptera; Bombycidae. Gene Ontology annotation, biological process: transcription initiation at RNA polymerase I promoter. The record is from RefSeq and is a predicted model, not a curated record.